UAUGGAAGGUAUGAAGAAUGUUGGUGAAGAGGGAAAGACGUUGCAAUACUUGGGUGAUGGAUACUAUCAAGUUUCUCUGAUAGUAAAUCUAAAAGGCUCUAGUUUUGAAAUGAUGAAAAUUAUCAAAGACUUUACCAUCCUGGAUUUCUCAAACAAUCAUUUCCAUGGAGAGAUUCCAAAAUUAAUUGGAAAUUUGCAUGCACUUCGAGUUCUCAACCUUUCUCAGAAUAAUUUAACUGGUUGUAUUCCAUCAUCUUUUGAAAAUUUGACAGCUCUCGAGUCAUUAGACCUUUCUUCGAACAAGCUAGUGGGAGAGAUUCCACCUCAAUUGACAAAUUUAAACUUUCUUGAAGUUUUAAACUUGUCAAAUAACCAUCUCAUGGGUUCCAUACCUCAGAAUAACCAAUUUAACACAUUCCCAAAUACUUCGUAUAGCGGAAAUGCGGGGUUGUGUGGAUUUCCAUUGUCAAACAGAUGUGGUGAUGACAGUGCGCCGCAUCUCUCAGCAUCAAAUGAAGAUGAUAUGGAGUCCGAGAAUGGAUUUGGCUGGCAAGCGGUGUUUAUAGGGUUUGGAUGUGGAGUGCCGUUUGGAUUAAUUAUGGGAUAUUUUGUGUUCGCAACUGGGAAGCCUCGAUGGCUAGUUGAGAUGAUCGAAGGAAAACAUCUUAGAUAGCUGCCAAAGGUCCAAUAACAAUGGAGGAGGAAGAAGACAGUAGUGUAUGCAUGGAAGAGGUCUCUUAGGCAAGUGUUUUUGGUGAUUUUGUAUGAUGUGGUGCUUGA
Messenger RNA from Mangifera indica (mango), 780 nucleotides. RefSeq names its product receptor-like protein 9DC3. The transcript has a single exon. Lineage: Eukaryota; Viridiplantae; Streptophyta; Magnoliopsida; Sapindales; Anacardiaceae. The record is from RefSeq and is a predicted model, not a curated record. Gene Ontology annotation, molecular function: protein binding. The coding region runs from base 2 to 673 and encodes 223 amino acids.